Messenger RNA from Sycon ciliatum, 1932 nucleotides. Its product is annotated as BTB/POZ domain-containing adapter for CUL3-mediated RhoA degradation protein 3-like. Gene Ontology annotation, molecular function: protein binding. The record is from RefSeq and is a predicted model, not a curated record. The transcript has 4 exons. Gene Ontology annotation, biological process: protein homooligomerization. The coding region runs from base 191 to 1411 and encodes 406 amino acids. Lineage: Eukaryota; Metazoa; Porifera; Calcarea; Leucosolenida; Sycettidae.
UCGCCCGCAAGUACAGUAGUCAGUAGCCGGCCACGUCACUCGUCGUCAGUCGUUGACGGUGAGUUGUGUGUAGUGUGCAGGUUUACCGUUUCAAUGGGCGCAGGAGUGAAGAAGAAAGUAAUAAUUAUUGUGGCGUGCACCAAGUGCUUGCGCAGUUGUGAAUUGCAUGUAACCUGGUUGGGUUAGGGAAAUGGCAGACGAUUUACGAGGUACUGCGGCGCAGUCCGCAACUGCUGCUAGCGCUCUUCACGUGCCCAUGGCUGCUGCUGCUGCUGCUGAUUCUCAGGCUUGCGGAUCUUUCACUGUUCGACACCGACGCGAUAGCAGUUCGGAGAGCGUCGGUUCCAAUGCAGAGUCUUCAGGGAUGGAGGUGCGACGAACCGGGAGUUUUCACCUUGUUGAGAGCCAUGCAGCUAAGCCUUCUCCCAUGGCUGUUGCUGGCAAUUGUCCCAGUCCGCAACGGCUCAGAGAAUCCACGUUGAAGGUAUCCAGCUCUUUCUCUGGUAGCCAGCGCUCUGGUCAGUCUGUAACGACGGUGAAAUCGCUGGACUCGACCUUGGCGGAUGGUCAUACGCACGUACAUCCGUCGUCCGUGGGACGUUACGUGCGCUUCAACGUUGGUGGCAGCCUGUUCUCUACAACUAUUGCCACCGUGUGCAAGAGAGAUACAAUGUUGCGAGCCAUGUUUACUGGAGAAUUGGCUGUGCAAGUCGAUAGUGAUGGAUUCAUCCUCAUAGACCGGUCUGGCAAGCACUUUGCAAAGCUACUGAACUUCCUUCGUGACGGUGCUGUGCCGCUUCCAGACAGUCUCGAAGAGAGCUCUGAGCUGCUCGUGGAAGCCAAAUACUACCUGCUUGAGGAGCUUGCCGCACAGCUGGAGGUGCACAUUGAGCAGAUCAGGAAAGACAAUCUGACGGUGUGUCGUAUGCCCAUGGUGACGUCAGUCGAAGAGUUCCAGCGCGUGCUGACGGGUACCAGAAAGCCAAUCAUUCGCUUGAUUUUCAAUCGCUUCAAUAACAAGUAUUCCUAUACAGGGACGUCGGACGACAACCUGCUGAAAAACCUGGAGCUGUUCGAUCGACUGGCAACCCGAUUCAUGGACCGUGUUGUCUUUGUCAAGGACAUUGUGGGUGGUUCAGAUAUCUGCACUUGGUUGUUCUAUGGACAUGGGAAACGCCAGGCUGAAAUCUCAUGCGACGCCAUUGUCUACGCCACAGACAACAAGCACAUCAAGAUUGACUUUCCUGAAGCCAAGAUCUAUGAGGAGUGCCUCAACAUAAUGCUGUUCGAAGAGCGCCUCCUCGACGCGGAGAAAGCUGCCGCUGCCCAGAACCGUGCCGCUAUCCUGUGCCGGUGGAAACGGGGCGUUAACACCCUUGCCUGUCAUGUCAUGUCUGAUGAUGAUAACUAGCUGUGUUACCAUAACAAUAACUCCAGACGUGUACCAAAGUGACCAUGGCAACUGAAAUAUCACCGAAGUAGUACUCUGAGGGGCAUAGUCUAGCCUAUCAUGUCAGCACACUCAGACAGUGAGGCUAUGUGCAAUCAUUAUUGAAAGAUCUAUUCGAUUAUCAUGCUGUCUGCUGUGCCAGCUGCAUGGCUAAUAGCCGUGCAGUGUUGAAAUCAUUUAAAAAAAAGUUUGCCAGACCUAGCCUAGGUCAUUCCAGGCAAGUAUCUUUUCUAUCAAGUACACUCUAUGCACUGGUGCUGCCUGUAAUCAUCUCUAUAUAACUUUAGGUAGUCUACGGACGGUUGUACAGUCCCCGUUGAAGCUGCAUGCUGACCAUCACACGUAACCUACACCAUCAUAACCCACAGAGACUUGACUCAGUGAUCUGACUCAGUGGUCUGCCAGCGCGCCUUGUAUUACUAACCCGAACCAUUAUUAGUUGGAGCCGCUGAUCUAUGUUCAAACUGGUGUUUUUAAGUUCA